AUACAGUGUUCAUUUUAUACACUUUGAACUUUCCUGAGGGAAAGUUCAAAACAAACCUUAAAUCUCUGAAAUUAUUCCCAUAAUUUUGUAGCCAUGGAAGCUCCUCCAUCUCCAAGAAAAGCAAUUCCUCCAUUCAACAUUCCAGUUGAUUCUGAUAACAAAGCAACUCAGUUUCAUCCAUUUUCACUAUCUUCUCCCCACAUGCUUGCCUUCCACCUUUCAUGGCUCUCUCUCUUCUCUUGUUUCUUCUCCACCUUCUCCAUCCCUCCACUCAUUCCCAUCAUCCGUGAAGAUCUUAAACUCUCCCAAGCCGACAUUGGCGCCGCCGGCAUCGCCUCCUUCCUGGGCUCCAUCUUCUCCCGCCUCGCCAUGGGACCCGUCUGUGACAUGGUGGGCCCUCGCAUAGCUUCCGUCACGCUCUCUCUCCUCACGGCACCGAUCAUUUUAGCAACCUCUUUAGUCUCUUCACCAAACUCCUUCAUUCUCAUUCGCUUUCUUGUGGGGUUUUCUCUGGCGAACUUUGUAGCCAACCAGUUCUGGAUGAGCUCCAUGUUCUCCGGCUGCGUCGUCGGCCUCGCCAACGGAGUCUCUGCCGGCUGGGCCAACAUGGGCACCGGGCUGGCGCAGUUUGUCAUGCCUCUCAUAUUCACAGCUAUCUCCUACUUCAACGUGCCGUUAUUCACUGCUUGGCGUCUCGCUUUUAUCGUGCCUUCAAUGUUCCAAGUUUUAACGGCCAUAUUAGUCUUAAUUUACGGCCAAGACCUGCCAUCCGGUAACUACAAAGACUUCAAGAAAGCAAGAAAAAACUCUAAAGGAGAAGAUGAUAACUUUCUCUACGUUCUUUUCAACGGGUUGAAGAAUUACAGAGGGUGGAUACUGGCUUUAACGUACGGAUACAGUUUCGGGGUGGAGUUGACGAUUGAUAACAUUAUAGCGCAGUAUUUUUAUGACAGGUUUAAUGUAAAUCUUCAGGUGGCCGGAACGAUUGCGGCGAGUUUUGGGUUGGCCAAUUGGUUUUCGCGGCCGAUGGGCGGGGUGGUGUCGGACACGAUGGGGAGGAAAUUCGGGAUGAGAGGGAGACUGUGGGGGUUGUGGGUGGUGCAGACAGCGGCUGGGUUUCUGUGUGUGUUACUCGGACGAGUUAACUCGCUGUGGAGUUCUAUUGUUGUCCUUUGUGUGUUUUCAGUGUUUGUUCAAGCCGCUUCAGGCCUCACGUUUGGCGUCGUUCCUUUCGUUUCCAAAAGGUCACUGGGGGUGAUAUCGGGGAUGACUGGGAGCGGCGGGACAGUAGGGGCAGUUGUCACCCAGACACUGUUUUUUUCCGGCUCAGAAUAUUCUAAGCAGACGAGCAUUUCACUAAUGGGACUUAUGAUGAUUGUUUGCACUCUCCCCCUAAGCCUCAUCUACUUUCCUCAGUGGGGUGGCAUGUUUUGUGCUCCUUCCUCGGAUCCAGAUUCAGCCGAAUUACAGUACCUCCUGCUCCAGUAGGGAAAGAUUUCAAUGAAACAAAUGUAUUACUCUCAUUUGUACAUUCUUUCAGUAAAAUUCUUUUAACAAAUGUAUUACUUCAUGAAGAUUGCUUAUGAUGUAAACUAGCUUGUGUAGGAGAUGUUUAUUGGUUUUGUUUUUUUUUUUUUUUAAUGAUGUAAACGACGACCAUAAAACGUUGUCGUUUAUUCGGAUAGUUGAGCUUCCGGUUUUACCAUACGACAUCGUUUUGUUCCAGCUGCUGGCAUUGAAUUUUAUCAUCUUGUUAAGAUUGAAUCCUCGGUGGGAUUGAAGAAUACUCAAGAACUCUGGCAGCAAGUAUAUGCCAACUUCUAUGGCUUAGAGUUAUCAUGUUUCAGUGCCCAAAGCUACACUGCCCAAGUUUAUGGUUUUAAUUUGAAUAAAAAUGAGCCCCAACUCAAGUUAAGAUUGACAUUUUAGUGUAUAUAUGAAAUUGUAAUAUAAGUUUGUGAUAAUGUGAGCUUCAAUUGUGAAACUCUUGAUUGGUUGAGUGUUGCUCUGAAGACGGAGGAAGAAAUGCAGAGUAAUAAGAUGCCGUAAAUGGGUAGGAGAAAGAGCAAGAAAAUAAAAUAACUACUACGAUAUGAGUUGUUGGGAGUUUCACUUGAUGCAAAUGGGCAAGAAAUUAAAAGAGGCUUUAUAGGAAGUUGCAGAAGAAGUAUCAUCCUGGCAUUGCAGACCAACAGGUCCUUUCACUUCUCUUGCUUGCUGUUGAAAAGGAAACAACCGCUCAAGCAGAUGCUCAAGUUAAUGCUAGUAAGAAGCUUGAAAGGGAGAGUUUCUCCAGAAUCUGGAAUUUCUUCAAGCAAUUUAUUCAACCAAACAUGUAGAGGAAGAAAUAAAUCUGCAAGCCAGGUAGGAAUGCCGAAGAAAUUGUCAUCCCCAAGAAGCGAAAAGACAUCAAGGGCAGACAUUUAAUGUGGCUAAUAAGGCUAAUGUAUGCAAGUUAUGAAGCAUAUGAAAAAAAUAGUUUGUGCA
Mangifera indica (mango) is the source of this 2487-nucleotide messenger RNA. Its product is annotated as high affinity nitrate transporter 2.7-like. Lineage: Eukaryota; Viridiplantae; Streptophyta; Magnoliopsida; Sapindales; Anacardiaceae. The transcript has 2 exons. Gene Ontology annotation, biological process: transmembrane transport. Bases 94 to 1488 code for a protein of 464 amino acids. The record is from RefSeq and is a predicted model, not a curated record. Gene Ontology annotation, molecular function: nitrate transmembrane transporter activity.